Molecule: messenger RNA, 2844 nt
Organism: Maudiozyma saulgeensis
Lineage: Eukaryota; Fungi; Ascomycota; Saccharomycetes; Saccharomycetales; Saccharomycetaceae
Source: the annotation of a GenBank genome assembly
AUGGCUAACGAACAAUUUGAAGAGGAUUCAGGUCACCGUCAAUCUGAAGAUAGAUAUAUCGAAGAAAAUUUAGAAUUACCAGAUUAUAGAGCAAGUAACGAUUUUAGUGAUCAAACUAAUUUAGAUGAUUUAGAACAAGAAUAUAAUCAAUAUAAAGGUGAAGAAAAUAUUAUUAAUACAGGUUCAACCACAAUCAAUAAUCAUUCAAAUCAAUUUGAUAUUUCAAAAAAAUUAAAUACAAAAAUUAGUCAAACUUCCUUUUUAAAUGAUUCUUCACCAUUAGAAAAUGAUUCAAACAUUAAUAUUCCUUCAUUUCAUGAACAUAGAUUAUCAUUUAAAGAUUAUUACCGUCAUGAUUUAAAAGAAUACUGUAGUUUGAAAUCUGUUGGGAAUUAUUGUCUUUCUUUGUUCCCAGUGGUCCAAUGGUUACCACAUUACAAUUACAUAUGGUUUAUUCAAGAUUUAAUUGCAGGUAUCACCAUUGGUUGUGUACUUGUUCCACAAUCUAUGUCAUAUGCUCAAAUUGCUACUUUACCACCACAAUAUGGUCUUUAUUCUUCAUUUAUCGGUGCUUUCAUAUAUUCCUUAUUUGCAACAUCAAAGGAUGUUUGUAUCGGUCCUGUAGCCGUCAUGUCGUUAGAGACUGCAAAAGUCAUCGCUAACGUUACAGAAAAAUUAUCCGCUGAUACUGACAUUACUGCUCCAAUAAUUGCCACUACAUUAGCAUUUUUAUGUGGUAUCAUUGCAUUAGGUGGUGGGCUAUUAAGACUUGGAUUCCUUGUGGAAUUAAUUUCUUUAAACGCUGUCUCAGGUUUCAUGACAGGUUCUGCUUUAAACAUUAUUAGUGGUCAAGUUCCAUCUUUGAUGGGUUAUAGUUCCAAAUUAAAUACAAGACAAUCAACUUAUAAAGUCAUCAUUGAUACUUUGAAACAUUUACCAGAUACCAAAUUAGAUGCCGUCUUUGGUUUGAUUCCUUUAGUGCUAUUAUAUACUUGGAAAUGGUGGUGUAAUAGUAUGGGUCCAAAAUUAGCUGAAAGACAUUAUGCUAGAACUAACCCCAAAUUAAAUUUCUAUUUACAAAAAUUUUAUUUCUAUGCUCAAGCUUGUAGAAAUGCUAUUAUUAUCAUUAUUUUCACUUGUAUCUCUUGGGCUAUCACCAGAGGUAAGACUAAAGCUGAAAGAAAAAUUAAAGUAUUAGGUACUGUACCAUCAGGCUUAAAAGAUGUUGGGGUCUUCGAAUUACGUGAAGAUUUAAUGUCUAAACUUGCACCAGAAUUACCUGCAUCUGUUAUUGUGUUAUUAUUGGAACAUAUUUCAAUCGCCAAAUCAUUUGGUAGAGUUAACGAUUAUAAGAUUGUACCAGAUCAAGAAUUGAUUGCUAUUGGUGUCACAAAUUUGUUAGGUACAUUUUUUAUGGCUUAUCCUGCUACUGGUUCAUUUUCAAGAUCUGCUUUAAAGGCUAAAUGUAACGUUAAGACUCCAUUUUCUGGUGUAAUUAGUGGUGCUUGUGUUUUGCUGGCUCUUUAUUGUUUAACAAGUGCUUUCUUCUAUAUUCCAUCUGCUACAUUAUCUGCUGUCAUUAUUCAUGCUGUUUCUGAUUUAGUGGCUUCUUACGAAACUACAUGGAAUUUCUGGAAGAUGAAUCCAUUAGACUGUCUAUGUUUUGUUGUAACUGUCUUCAUUACCGUCUUUUCUUCUAUUGAAAAUGGUAUUUAUUUUGCUAUGUGUUGGUCUGCUGCAUUAUUGAUCCUUAAAGUUACUUUUCCAGCAGGUAAGUUCCUUGGUUUUAUCCAAAUUGCUGAAGUAAUUAAUGGGAACAUUGUUAACGAUCCAUCAAUUACAAUCUCUGAAUCAUUAUCAGAAAAUGAAGAAGAUUCGAGUAAUAACGAAUACACUAAAGAAGAUAAAUCUAAUUUUGCUAAAUUAAAAGGUAAAAUGUUUUCGUCUUCCACCAAAGGUAACACAAAUCAAGAAUUCAAUAGUGAUGAAUACAAGAAGAAUUUAUACGAAACAAUGAAUAAGGAUGAAUCCAGCGAAUCUACUUCCAAAUUGAAUUAUUACACUAAAUGGGUACCAUUCGAUCAUGCUUAUACAAAGGAAUUAAAUCCUGAUUGUAACAUAUUAGCUCCACCACCAGGUAUAUUAGUUUACAGACUAUCUGACAGUUACACAUACUUAAACUGUUCAAGACAUUUUGAUAUCAUAUUUGAUGAAGUCAAGAAACAAACAAAGAGAGGAAAAUUGAUUCAGCACUCAAAGAAAUCCGAUCGUCCUUGGAAUGAUCCUGGCCCAUGGGAGGCUCCAACGUUUUACAAAAGUUUAUUCAAGAAAGGUAAACUACCAUGGUUCUCUAAAAAUAAAAAGAGAGAAAAUGAUAGCGAGGAUAUUGCCUCAGGGUUCGAUCAAAAUACUAACCUUGAUUCUGGUGUUGUUAUUGAUGAAAGACCACUAUUAAAAAUUAUUUGUUUGGAUUUCUCCCAAGUUUCACAAGUUGAUGCUACAGCUUUACAAUCUCUGGUAGAUUUAAGAAAAGCCAUUAACAAAUAUGCGGAUAGACAAGUAGAGUUCCACUUUGCUGGUAUUACAUCACCAUGGGUGAAAAAAGGUUUAGUGAACAUGAAAUUUGGUACUACAAACGAAGAGUACAGUGAUGAAUCUAUAAUAACAGGUCAUACUAGUUACCAUUUAGCUAGAUCUCAAAAGAGUUCAGAUGAUAGCAGUAACCUUGAUGAUUCUUUUGAAGAUUUAGAAAGCAGAAGAACAUUCCAAAUUAACGUUGCCUCUGGUACUAAUUUACCAUUCUUCCAUUUAGAUAUUCCUGAUUUUUCAAAAUGGAAUAUUUAA